Molecule: messenger RNA, 617 nt
Organism: Brienomyrus brachyistius
Lineage: Eukaryota; Metazoa; Chordata; Actinopteri; Osteoglossiformes; Mormyridae
Product: pro-glucagon-like
Exons: 4
Coding region: 64-441 (125 amino acids)
Biological process (GO): response to starvation
Cellular component (GO): extracellular region
Molecular function (GO): glucagon receptor binding; hormone activity
Source: RefSeq, a predicted model, not a curated record
CCCAGGGCACCUGACGAUCCUGAGCCACACCAGCACUGUGCUUAGAAGCCCACAGCUCCCAACAUGACAGGGAUCCAUUUCACCGUUGCACUGGUCCUGCUGGUCGUCGUUCAAAGCGGCCGGCAAGCGCUCCCACAGGAGACAGAAGACAGCUCCAGUUUCCUGACAGAGGACAUCGUUUUGGAGGAGCCCAGGAAUCUCUCACACAUGAAGAGGCACUCUCAAGGAACCUUCACUAACGACUACAGCAAAUACCUGGAGACGAGACGAGCGCAAGACUUCAUCCAGUGGCUGAUGAACUCAAAGAGGAGUAGUAGUGGGGGUCUGGUAAGACGUCACGCAGAGGGCACCUACACCAGCGACUUCAGCUCCUACCUGCAGGACCAAGCUGCCAAGCAGUUCGUCUCUUGGCUGAAGAUGGGCCGAGGGGGGCGGCAGUAGAGCCUCGUGCUCGAUAUCAACAGGAGAGAGGAAGGAAUGGGUGAAGGCAAAGUCAAUAAUCUGGCACAUAAUUACUCUGUAUUUUACAGUUUUGUAUGAUCUGCACUGUGAUUUCACUGGCUGUGUGGAAAAUAAAUCUCCUCAAACCGACAUGCCAGUUUUUUAACGUAAAUUUU